CUGUUUGCUCCUCUUGAUGGAGGGCUGAAGAAAAUGAAUCAGAAUCUCGGCUGCUUGUAUUCAUUUUUGUGCUGACGUGUCUAAUAAGGCUAAACUUGCUUUCUUUGCUGUUGAGAGGAUGUAGUGGCAAUGAUAGCUGAGCCCAAUUCCGUGGUUAAUCUCCUCAAUCACAAAGAAAAUGGGAUCCAUGAGGAGAUUGUCCCUGAAUCCACUGCUCAAAAUGGCAGCUGUUUGAGAAAUGGCAGUGUUAAAACUUUUAAAGGGAAAAGAAAAAUCCGUGAGCAGUGUGAAAACAGAAGACAAAACUCUUCCAGUAGCAGAAGGUCAAACCAGCCGCAAAAUGGAGACGUGGUUGAAGCAGUUACCUUAUUUGAAGUGGUUAGCAUGGGCAAAAGAGCUAUGCAGUCUGUGGUCGACGACUGGGUUGAAGCUUAUAAGAAAGACAGAGAUGUGGCCCUUCUGGACCUCAUCAAUUUCUUCAUUCAGUGCUCAGGUUGCCAAGGAAUGGUUACUGCAGAGAUGUUCCAGAGUUUACAGAACUGUGAUGUGAUGCAUAAAAUGACAGAGACAUUUGAUGAAGAAACAGGAUUGCAGUAUAAAAAGUUCAUGGCUUAUCCCUGGAUUUUGACUGUUACUUGGCCAGUGGAUAUGAACAAUGAAGACUACCCGCUCAUCAGAGCAGGGUCCUACUGGAAGAAGUUCAAAGCCAAUUUUUGUGAGUUCACUGCAGUGCUGAUCCAGCAGUGUCAGCGCAGCAUCCUCUACGACAGCUAUUUGGCGGACACCGUCAUCUCUCUGCUCAUGGGUUUGGCCGAUUCCACGGUGAGAGCGUUCAGGCACACCAGCACUUUAGCAGCUAUGAAGCUUCUGACAGCACUUGUUAAUCUAAAUCUCAGUUUAGAUGCAAGUAAGAGGAACCUUGAAAGAUUAUAUGAGGUGGAGAAGAACAGAACUACUGGCAAGAGGACCAAUAGUAGACUGGACCAGCUGGAGAAAAAAAGAAAAGAGUAUGAACAGAAACCUCUGGAGAUAGAGAAUAUGAUGAAUGCUAUUUUCAAAGGGAUCUUUUUGCAGCGCUAUCGGGAUGUUAUUCCAGAGAUCCGGGCUAUUUGUAUUGAAGAAAUGGGCAGCUGGAUGAAAAUUUACCCCUGUACAUUCUUAAAUGAUAGUUACUUGAAAUACAUUGGAUGGAUGCUCUAUGAUAAACAACCUGAAGUGCGGUUAAAGUGCCUUCAGGGACUGCAGGGAAUAUAUGACCAAAAACAGCUUGUUUCUAAAAUGGAUCUCUUCAAUAGCAGGUUCAAGGAUCGAAUUAUGUCCAUGACACUGGACAAGGACCAUGAAGUAGCAGUUCAAGCCAUGAAACUCCUGGUGCUCAUGUCAGAGAACUGUGAAGAUUCAUUGUCAUCUGAAGACUGUGAAACCUUAUACCAGUUUGUUUAUACCACCCACCGACCACUAGCUGUAGCAGCUGGGGAAUUACUUUAUAAAAGACUGAUUGUCCAGGAAAUUGAAAUGGAAGCAUUCUCAAAAAGAAAUGGAAAACAGGAACCUGUUGCUAGCCAGCUGAAAACACUAAUAAUGUUCUUCUUGGAGAGUGAGCUUCAUAGUCAUGUCACAUACCUUGUAGACAGCCUGUGGGAUUGGUCCAUGAGUUUACUGAAAGACUGGGAGUGCAUGACAGCUCUCUUACUGGAGAAUGGCGAGGAUCAGAAAGAAGCGCUGAGUGAUGCCCAAGAGAGAGCCCUGGUUGAGAUAAUCUUAGCAACUGUCCGAGAAGCUGCUGAAGGUCAUCCUCCUGUGGGCAGAGGGGGCACCAAGAAAAUAAUGUCCACCAAGGAGAAGAAGAUACAAGUGGAAGAUAGUAUUAAAAUUACUGAACAUUUCGCUGUGGUGCUUCCUCAACUCUUGGCAAAGUAUUCAGAAGAUGCAGAAAAAGUGACAAACCUCUUGCAGAUUCCACAGUAUUUUGAUUUAGAUCUCUAUGGUACUGGACCUCUGGAAAAGCACUUGGAUGCAUUGCUAAGAGAGGUGAAAGCCAUUGUAAUGGACCACUGUGACAUGGAUGUCCUGGAGGGUUGUUCCAGGUUGUACUAUAUUCUUUGCAAUGAAGAACUUCCCACACAUAACAAAGUGGCUCUUGCUAGAACUGAACUGGUGGAUGAAUUGGUGGACAAACUAAAUCAACUCUUGGGCACGUUUUUAAAUGAGGGAGAAGGCCUCUGUGCAGAAGAAGAUGGAAUUCACUGUUUAUACUCCAUUUUGAGAAGAAUAACUGCUUUUCAUAAUGCCCAUGAUCUCUCCAAGUGGAAGCUCUACGACAAGAUGUCUGAGCUGCUUGUUUUUGAGCUGGAACGCAGCUGCUUACCUGUUCAGAUUAUUUUGCCUGCUUUACAAUGUGCUUAUUUUGCACUUCUCUGGCAGCUAGCUUCUGUGGCAAAGAAGCCUCCUUCUAAGGAAAACCUUUUCGUUCUAAAAACACAUUUGAGGCAUUACUGCCAUAUUUGCGCAUGUUACUUCAGCCACAGCAAUAGAGAUGCCCGUGAGAAGGCUUUUAUGGUGCUUUGUGACUUUCUGAUGAUUGUGAGUCAUCAAGACACCAGUGAUGAUGAGACCCUUGGGCUACUAGAAUAUUUUCCCAGUACGUCUCUUCAGUCCAAAAUGCUCCUGUUCAUUCAGGAUCACAUUUUCACAGAGGGAAAAGACAAAGACAAAGACUUGGCAGAAGAAGAGGACAGGAAAAAGAAUGACCAAAAAUUGGACAUCUUGCACACAAAACGAUGCCUUCUUGCAGCUUAUUGCAAGUUAAUCAUCUAUAAUGUUAUUGAGAUGACUGCAGCUGCUGAAAUUUAUAAGCAUUAUAUGAAGGCUUAUAAUGAUUUUGGAGAUAUAAUUAAAGAAACCUUGAGCCGAACCAGGCACAGUGACAAAAUUCAAAGUGCAAAGACAUUGAUCCUCUGUUUGCAGCAGCUGUUUCAGAAGCAUGUUGAAAGCCAGGGCGGCGGCCGCACAGACCCUUUCUCUGCCUCCUUUAACAACAUUAAAGAGCUUGCACGGCGCUUUUCUUUGACAUUUGGUUGGGACCAAGUGAAAACGCGGGAAUCUGUAGCCAUGAUACACAAGGAAGGUAUUGAAUUUGCCUUUCAAGGAGCAGCUGGAAUGGAAGGAAAGUGCCCUCCUCCCAAUCUAAACUUUCUGAUGAUCCUCAGUGAAUUCUCCAAUAAGCUUCUAAAGCCCGACAAAAGACUUGUGUAUAGUUACUUGCUGAGAUAUGUACCUGACCCAGCACUUUCUAGAGGAGAUUCCUGGCACUCCCUGGGUUGGUACAGAACUUCUUUGCUGGCCAGUGAAGAGGAGGAGAGCUCUGCUGCCGGCAGCUUAAAUGAGUGGCCACUUGUGAGUGUCGCUAAGACACCUUUUAAAAGAAAAUUUUCUGAAGGAAGUUUGCACAAAUCUCAUCACACUGAGACAACAAAUAGAACUUCAGAUAUCCAUUACUCAGCUCAUCUCCCUUCCCUGUCACCAAGGAGCAGUAAAAGGCUAAAAUCUCACAACAGUUGCCUCCAAGAAUAUCCUCCGUUGCUUGCUGCUGCAAAUCUUAGGAGAAAAAAUAGUUGCCAAGUUAUAAUCAAGAUUGAGGAGAUUCCAUCAGAAGAUACUGAUGUUGAUGUUGUUAGUGCUGACCAGGAGACAUGAGAUUCCAGGACAGUUGGUCAUAAACCGUUACUUUUCCAACUGAAUGAAAAGGAAAAGAACA
Messenger RNA from Euleptes europaea (tarantolino), 3757 nucleotides. Its product is annotated as cohesin subunit SA-2-like. The transcript has 32 exons. NCBI's taxonomy places the organism in Eukaryota, Metazoa, Chordata, Lepidosauria, Squamata, Sphaerodactylidae. The record is from RefSeq and is a predicted model, not a curated record. The coding region runs from base 130 to 3696 and encodes 1188 amino acids. Gene Ontology annotation, cellular component: chromatin; cohesin complex; nucleus. Gene Ontology annotation, biological process: sister chromatid cohesion. Gene Ontology annotation, molecular function: chromatin binding.